CUGUUCAUCAUCUAUGGACCGCCCCCAGCACAGGAGGGGGAGGAGCCAAGCACUGCCACUCACUGUCAGCUGAUGAUGGAGAGGAUUCAGUUCAAUUCAGUUUUAGAGUUCAAAAAUGGACGAGUGGGAAGAAGAGACAAGUACUCCCGGUACUUCUGCAAAUACAUUAACAAGUCCCAUCUCUAAUGGAGGAAACUUUUGGAAGGCCGAUGAUGGUGAUAAUGCAAGAAGUUUUGGUGGGAGAGGAAGAGGCAGGGGAGGAUUUAAAGGCUCAUCCACAGAUGGCGGCAACUGGAACAGUUCAGGGGGUGAACGAGGGGGUUUUAGAGGAAGAGGCCGAGGACGUGGUCGUGGAUUCAGCCGAUCAGAUGAAACUGAAGAUAGUGAAGAGCAUCAAGACAGGUUUAGAGGAGGAAGCAGAGGUGGACGAGGCAGAGGAGGUUUCAAUUCAGGUGGAGACUGUGAAGGCAGAGGACGCUUUGGCAGAGGAGGAUACUGUGGAAAAGAUGAAGAAACAUUUGCUCCAGUAUUGGAUAGAAACUUGGACAACAAGGCUGAAGGCGAUGGUGAACGACCGAGAGUCACUUACAUUCCUCCGACCAUCUCCAACGAUGAGAAUUCCGUUUUUGCCCAUUACAAGUCCGGCAUCAACUUCGACAAGUAUGACGACAUCCUGGUGGACGUUAGUGGGAGCAACCCGCCCAAAGCCAUCAUGACUUUCGAGGAGGCGGGGCUGUGCGACUCGCUGAAGAAGAACGUCAGUAAGUCGGGUUAUGUGAAGCCGACGCCCGUUCAGAAACACGGCAUCCCCAUCAUUUCUGCCGGCAGAGACCUGAUGGCCUGUGCCCAGACUGGAUCUGGGAAAACGGCUGCUUUUCUUCUGCCCAUCCUGCAGAAGUUCAUGGCCACCGGUGUGGCAGCCAGUUCCUUCAGUGCGCUGCAAGAACCUGAAGCUAUUAUUGUGGCUCCAACCAGGGAACUCAUCAACCAGAUCUACAUGGAAGCCAGGAAGUUUGCCUUUGGGACUGUGGUGCGACCAGCAGUGGUUUAUGGUGGAGUCAACACUGCACACCAAAUCAGAGAGCUGUCAAGGGGAUGUAAUGUUCUGUGUGGAACGCCAGGGAGACUGUUGGAUAUAAUAGCAAGAGGAAAGGUCGGGUUGUCGAAGGUGCAGUACUUGGUGCUGGAUGAAGCCGACCGGAUGUUGGACAUGGGCUUUGAGCCGGACAUGCGCCGCUUGGUGGGUUCUCCAGGGAUGCCCUCUAAGGAGAACCGACAGACUCUGAUGUUCAGCGCCACCUACCCUGAAGACAUCCAGAGGAUGGCCGCUGACUUCCUGAAGACGGACUAUUUGUUCCUGGCGGUUGGUGUGGUGGGCGGAGCUUGUAGUGAUGUGGAGCAGACGUUUAUCCAAGUCACAAAGUUUUCAAAGAGAGAGCAGCUCAUGGACUUCCUGAAGACCACAGGAACGGAGCGGACCAUGGUGUUUGUGGAGACCAAAAGACAAGCGGACUUCAUUGCGACGACUUUGUGCCAGGAGAAGUUCCCGACCACUAGUAUUCAUGGCGACCGGGAGCAGAGGGAGCGCGAACAGGCCCUGGCCGACUUCAGAUCUGGUAAGUGUCCGGUCCUCGUAGCCACGUCUGUCGCCGCCCGCGGCCUCGACAUUCCGGACGUGCAGCACGUGGUGAACUAUGACCUGCCCAGCAACAUCGACGAUUACGUCCAUCGCAUCGGGAGGACCGGUCGCUGCGGCAACAUUGGGAGAGCGGUGUCAUUCUACGACCCAGACGUGGACAGAGAACUCGCUCGGGCCCUGGUCUCGAUUCUGUCCAAGGCUCAACAGGAGGUGCCCUCAUGGUUGGAGGAGUGUGCGUUCAGCGGUUCUGGUCCCUGCGCCUCCAGCUCACCCAUGAAAACCUUCAGCGCAACUGACUCCAGAAAGGGACGUUCUUUCCAAGAGAACACUGUGCAGAAUCCACCUGCCGCUCAGGCUGCAGCCGCCGAGGACGACUGGGAAUAAAGACCAAACACACCCACGCUGCACCGGCUGCUUUAUUCUGUUUGGGUUCUGUUCUGUUCAGGUUCGCAAAAUGUUGUCGCUUUUAGCACUGUGCUUCUGUUUGAGGAUGAAGUCUGCCUGUGUUCUAAAAGGGUAAACCAUGUCCUAUUUAACACCUGUCAUUUCCAUCAGGCAUUCAUGACCAAUGUAGAGUGGAAUGUGUGUUUAUUUUCUGUUUUUGUUAAUUUUUUAAUUUUUUUACAUUAAUGAACACCUGCUGUUUAGCAUGAAGACAGUCUGACCAAACGUCUAAGCUUGACAAGAAUGCCAUUCAUUUACAUUGUUCAUUUGUUUUUUCACUAUAUACAUUAAAAUGAAUAAAUGGUUGUUCAAAGCAAA
Messenger RNA from Sphaeramia orbicularis (orbiculate cardinalfish), 2401 nucleotides. It is a transcript of the gene ddx4, whose product is annotated as DEAD (Asp-Glu-Ala-Asp) box polypeptide 4. The transcript is spliced from 22 exons. The coding region runs from base 116 to 2023 and encodes 635 amino acids. Gene Ontology annotation, molecular function: RNA helicase activity; ATP binding; nucleic acid binding. NCBI's taxonomy places the organism in Eukaryota, Metazoa, Chordata, Actinopteri, Kurtiformes, Apogonidae. The record is from RefSeq and is a predicted model, not a curated record.